GCACAGCUAUUUCUUCGCAGCCCUGUUUAGUCGCCUUGGCGACUAUGUGGGCCAUUUAAAACUGUCAAUUUUUAUUAACAAUCGUGCAGUUGUCAGGUCUCCUUCCUGUAAACGAAGUUUUUUUCGAUAAUUCGUGUCGUAUGCGUAGUAACAGUGAAUAUCGUAGGAUAUACUGAAGACAGUGUCAGUGCCCAAUCUUUUUUACGUGUGAGGAAACGUGCGAUGAAAAUCUUUCUGUAUUCAAAAUCUACAGGAUUUUCUCUCGCAUAAAACUCGUCCCGUUUGUCGGGACGUAUGGUGAUCACGAGGAUGGACGAAGUACCGAAGAUUCAAUUUGCUCUAGGAAGUGAAGCUUCACCUGGACACUUCUUCGAGAGUAACUUUGCUAGGUCCUUUGUCAAUGGUUAUCGUGACACUAAAUCACUCAAUUUUGGAUACGAUGAUCAUGGAACCAUCAUUGAGGAAGUUGAGAGCAUAUUUAAUGAUACCAAGAACAACAACUUUUAUUCCUUGAAUGGCUUUCAGAACGGAAAUGAUAACGCUAAGAUAUGGUUACCUGAGGACGAGAUAAAGUUGCAACGAACUUCUGAAAGCAGCGAAUUGAAGGAUCUCCGUAAGCAAUGCCAGGCACUUACGGAGGAGAACAAACGUCUGCACAAUUGUCUCACCUCGAACGAAGUUCCCCACGUUCGACUAGUAGAUAACGUCUGUCUGCAGAAUCAAGUGGACAUGCUUCAGUGGCGAGUUAAUCAGAUGGAAAUCAAUCGGCAGAUGUACAGAUCACUUUUGGACCAGGUCCUCCGCUUCCUGGACAGAACGCGCAAGAGCCUUGACAUUCUUCACGAGAAGAACAACCCCAAGGGAAAGAAUUCACGGGUCCCACGCAGUCGUAGCGUGCAUGCCGUGCACGCUGAAGCGUCAGGAACUCGUGGGACCUCAUCGUCGCUGAUCGAUGAUUCCAGUUUCACCAGGGCUAAGUCAGUUACGCAGAUAGCGCCGUCUAAUAGUGGCGCCAGGGAUUUCACCUGGUCCGUCCUGAGACGCAAUGAUCCAGCUCACUGUACGCCUCCACGUGGAAAGCCACCACAGGACUCGAACAAGUCUCACGAAGGGAUCGCGUACCGUAGACCUAAGCAGCUUGAACUGAAUCCUGAUGAUGUGCCACCGGAGAAGCUGUCCCAGGAAGCCUUUCGUUUGAUGAGAACCGUGCAGUCUCUGCUUGCUGUCAAGGAGCCUGACCUAGCACGCGUUCCACAUUCUGAAGAUAAUGUGUCCCCGUCACCGGUCGAACAGGAUAUGACGUCACAGGCCAACUUUGCUAACAAUAGAUCCAGCCAGGAGUCUCCCUUCAAUGUCAGCGAACGUGGAAGUUCAGGAACGGACUCAGUAUCCGAGAAAGCCUUCUCCAGAAAGGAUAGUGGUACCACUCCGUUACCCGGUAUGCUACCAGGUGCUAGAAGAUCACUGGAUGCGACCUCCUUGAAUUCUGGAAGCAGUAAGACCACGGAAACCACUGAAGAGGAUGAUACUGAUACCUUGACUUUGAACCAGGCAGACUUCACGAGGAUACCCACUUCGACGCCGAUUCGUUGUAAAAAAAGUAAGGACCUCAAAAUACGACCUAAACCUACGACUAGCGCGAGCAGUGCGGAGGAUGAGAGCGGAUUCUCAUCGAUAAGCUCUUCCUAUCAGGAGGUUGGACUUCCUGGAGCAUCCACGCCAAUCAAGGGCUGUCAUACGGAAGUCGGACUACCGGAAGUUCCCUUGGAUAAGAUCCGUCAUCGUCGAUGGACCUCGACUCCUGCUGAAAUGGCGUACCUUAACAAGAAUCACAAUGCUACUUUCACCGCCACUCAGGGUACCACGGAAUCCCUCAGGGUUCUCUGGGUCUAGUGAUAUAUUUUAAUAGACUUAUUGAAUAUCCCGGGGAUGAAAGUGUACAUAAUAUUAUAUGAUCCCGGUUAAGAAUUUACACGCAGCAAUGGAAAAGUGUCUUUCUGCAUGUAUUUUUCACUUUAAUUGGCGCCGAUGACUCUUUAUUGAUCCGAGGUUAAGAAAAAGGAGAAAAAGUACCAAAAAAAAAUAAUAUAAAUAUAAUAAUAAACUCCCUGCGAUUAUUUAACCGUGAUGCUCACCAUCGUCACUACUUCUAAUGUAAUGGAUUUAAGCGUAAUUAUCAAAUCAAAAUCCUCUUAGUAAAAAAAAACUGUAUCCCAAAUGUCGUAUAUUUAGAAAAAUUGAGGACAAUUCAUAUUUUGCUGUCGCCUUGUAACUCUUCUCAACAAGUUUGUACAUAGUUUUAAAAAAUGAGUUGAGCCGAGACACAAAAAAUGAUAUCAUGGUUCUUCGCAGACUAUUAUUAUUGCUACGUUGCCCAAAAACAUGAACUUGGCCUCUACGAGAGAAUACCAAGAACAAACAAGAGUAUCCGGUGAAUUAAUAUUAUUCACUAAUUGUCAAGCAUGUAAUUUUCACUAGUUAAAAAGAAAACUGACUUAUCCCUCUCCCCCCAAAGUUAUUCGCCAAAUUUUAGCGUAGAUCCAACUUUCCCCAGUUUCCCCCCAGCGGAAUCUCCUCGUCAUUGUCACGCGAAAGUAGCCCCGUGGACCAUGCGCAAGAGUCGACCAUUUGUCAUAGAUGAUUUUUACACGAUUUAUCAUGAGGUAUCGUUAAACUUUUAGCAAUAUAACAAAAAUACGUAAAUUUGUGAGAAUGCGAACAGUGUUUGCGAAUAGCGUACUGGUGCUGAAUAAUUUGUCUGCUGGAUGCGUGAUGUUCUUCUUUUUUUUCUUGUAUUAUACAGAGUAACGCGUAUUUCAUGCUAGCGUGAAAUACAGGUAACUGUAAAAAGUCAUUGGUAAGCCGAUGAGAGUGUGAGAGAGAAAGAGAGAAAAAAAGAGAAAGGAAUUUUCUCGGAUCAUUGAUUAUUGAAAUAAGGGCAAUGUCUUAGCGUCGUCUACACUUCUAUCGACAAAAACAAUGAUUAAGAGAAAGGAGGAUAACAGAGAUAAAUCAGUCAUUAGGAUUAUCAUAAUGAAAUUUAUAAAAAUCAGACAAGACUAUCAUUGUUAUUCCUUUUCUUCGUUUGCGACAAUAAAAGAGGAUAAAAAGAGAACAGCGCUUUUUUUAACAUCUUAAUACGCUCCACGUACGUUCAAAAUCAUAUAUAAAUGAAUUAUGUGCAUAGAAAAAAAAAGAAGUCCCAUAAUACAUUGGGACCAAGUGUAUAACUUGUGCUUUUGUCGAACGUCCUCCGUCGCGAUGCGCUCAUUGUCGGUGAAGAAAACGUCAUCAUUUUGUAAUACUUAAAAUUGACAUAGUUUCGGAUAAAACUUCAUAGUCAUAAAAUAUAAUUCUGUAUGUUUCUUAAA
Molecule: messenger RNA, 3371 nt
Organism: Cephus cinctus (wheat stem sawfly)
Lineage: Eukaryota; Metazoa; Arthropoda; Insecta; Hymenoptera; Cephidae
Exons: 4
Coding region: 295-1893 (532 amino acids)
Source: RefSeq, a predicted model, not a curated record